AUUAAGCAUUUUUGUAUUCUACUUCAGUGAGUUGGAUGACUUCGUUGGAUUGAGUUUCUCCACAAUUUCAUCAGUUGGUCCGAAUGCUUCAGUGAUUCACUACACUCCAACACCAGAAACUGACCGUCACAUUACUACUGAUGAGGUCUAUCUGUGUGAUUCUGGUGGUCAAUAUAAGGAUGGAACAACAGAUGUGACUCGUACCCUGCACUUUGGCACCCCAACUAAAUUUAUGCAGGAAUGCUACACAAGAGUUCUAAAGGGAUUGAUAAGUGUGGCAACAUGUACCUUCCCCACAAAGAUCAAGGGAAACUGCUUAGAUUCUCUUGCUCGAAAAUCAUUAUGGGAUGUUGGCCUUGAUUAUGGUCAUGGUACUGGCCAUGGAAUAGGGAUGUACCUUAAUGUUCACGAAGGUCCGAUGGGAAUAUCUUGGCGCUCAUACCCAGAUGAUCCUGGUCUUCAAGAAAACAUGUUUCUCUCAGAUGAACCUGGAUAUUAUGAAGACGGGAAGUUUGGCAUUCGUAUUGAGAAUAUUGUAAGGAUUGUGAAGGCUGAGACUCCUCAUAACCACCAGGACCGAGGCUUCCUUACUUUCAAGACUGUCACUUUAGUUCCCAUCCAGACCAAGCUCAUUUAUCCAUCUAUGAUGACAGCAAAUGAGAUUGAGUGGCUUAACAGUUAUCAUGCUGAAUGUCGAGAAAAGGUGGGAGAGCUCUUACUACUGCAAGGACACAAGGAGGCUUAUGAUUGGCUUGUUCGCGAAACUGUACCAAUUGGUUAGGUACUGUGUGAUUAUUUUUUAGGGAAUUUGAACAUCAAAUAAUUUCAAAGGUAACAUUUUCUUGGGUAAUUCAGGGUGAUACCCAAACUCUUUUCAUAUACAUGUACAGUAUUUCUGAGGUGGCCUCUCUGUAGCUCUCCAGGGCUUACAGCUCUCAUACCACAGACACACAAGUACUGCCACACCUCUGGACUUCAACAGGCUUGGCCGAGACUGGGAUCAAUAUUUGGUUCACUAGUCAAGAUGAGGAAAGCCUUGCAAUUUAAAGAUUAACCCAAAAAGUGAGAAAAACUACAUGGAUAUUAUAGGUCAAUCCAAAAAGAGAGAAAAUUAAUUGGAAACUAAAGGGGAAGCAAAAUAGAAGAAAAGUAAAAAAAAAAAAAAAAACAAUGAUUGGCUGCAGAUAAAUAAUCUCCAAGUUAACUCGACUGAACAGCAACCCUGGUUGCAGUAGCUUUUGGCCUCUGCCUUAGAAGUGGCAGUUCUGGGAUUUUUCCCAUGUAAACAGGGGCUCUUAUUGGUUGGUGCUCUUCUGCCAUGAGUAGCUUUUUAGGCUUGUUUCCCCCCAUUGCCAAUGGUUAGUCUUUUGUUCUGAAGUUUUGUUCCAUUAUCCCAUAUGUCAGGAGAAUUUGUGUCCUGUGAUGGAUGUUCCAUUGGUGGAGGAUUGCUUUAGUUGGUUCUGCCUCAUGCAGAUAGAGGGUCUUUUCACCACUUGCCAUGUUCUCCUUCAAUAGAUGAAUCCAUGUUCUCAAUAGUGAGCCUUUGGCUCACUUCCAGGGUCAGGGUUAAGCUUGGUGUGUAGCUGGGCCUUUUCCAAGGGGGGCCUGAGGAGUUCCAGUUGCUACUUUUCUACCCUUCAUGGACUUUGCAACCCUUUGUAAAGGGUCAUUUGCGCAGGGGAAUCAUUUUCGUAUCCUCCCUCCAUAUACGUGUUGGAUUGCUUUGCUGCUUUCCCCCUGUUUUGAUUCUAGGUCUCAUUUGUUGCCUCAGUCCUCAUAUUUUUGGUCUCUGUCUUCUUGCUUGGCACCUUCUGUGAUCUAUACGGGGCCUCGUAGCCUGGUGGAUAGCGCGCAGGACUCGUAAUUCUGUGGCGCGGGUUUGAUUCCCGCACGAGGCAGAAACAAAUGGGCAAAAGUUUCUUUCACCCUGAAUGCCCCUGUUACCUA
Molecule: messenger RNA, 1947 nt
Organism: Procambarus clarkii (red swamp crayfish)
Lineage: Eukaryota; Metazoa; Arthropoda; Malacostraca; Decapoda; Cambaridae
Source: RefSeq, a predicted model, not a curated record